AUGAGUCGCGGUAUUGGUGGGUGGCUGUCGUGUGCCACCGCCGGCACCCUGAUCCGCGGCCUCGGCUUCAACUCACGACGUACCAAACAGCUACUGUUCACGCUCUUCGUUGCACUCAAGUGGUUGCCGGAUCACUCCCAGGCUUUGGUCCUUAGUUGGUGUUGGACUGCCAUACAGUAUGCAUUGAGCACGCUCGUCAUCUUCCAAGUGGCCCGGUGCCUACUUGCUACGAGCAGUACUGCGAAAUGGACGGGCCAUGGGAGAGUCCUGCUGUUCCCCAGUAAAACGACUCACUCGAGAUUUUUCCCAAAGAAGCAUUCCUUUGACUACUCUUAUCUCGUCGUUGGCAUUCCCGUUGGCUGGGAAGGGGUCUGUGGAGGAAUAGUCUCACUGUCUUCCUCAGAGCAGCCAUGGUUUUCCAGACUCAGGAGAGGCUGGUUUCAUGUUGAUCCCGCAGAUUAUCUGCACCGGGGUGACAGGCAACUAGGCUUGCGAGGCAAGUUGGAUGUCUACUUGAGAUCGCAAAGGGCCGACCCGGCGGCUUAUCCUCAUGCGUACCUAGUUACGGCAGCCAGAUUCCUGGGAUAUCAUUUCAACCCAGCAUCCUUCUGGUAUCUUUACUCGGACGAUAUGUCACUGGCUGCAUUGGUUGUCGAGGUCAACAACACCUUUGACGAGCGGCGCAUGUACUUUCUGACGCCAACAGAAGCGGAACAUGGCGGUCGAAUCGAAGACUCGCAAGGCGCUGCUCGUGCAGAUGCCAACGGAUCGAGCACACCUGCGGUGUUCAAGCAGGAGUGGCCGAAGGACUUCCACGUGUCGCCUUUCAACUCACGAAAAGGCUCCUACAGCCUCCAGGCAUUUGACCCGCUGAAGUCCGUGGCGGAAGGCCGAGAAUGGCUCGAUACCACCAUAACUUUGAAGUCGUCCAAGGGACACGGCAAGAUCGUUGCACGGCUUGUCUCAACUGGCCAGCCGAUCGAUCCCUCGAACAUGACCAUCGCACAGAAAUGGCACUUCCUGCUGUCGUGGUGGUGGGUGGGAUUUGUCACCUUUCCCAGGAUCGUGAAGGAAGCCGCGAGUCUCUGGUUCAAGAGGAAGCUCCACGUGUGGUAUAGACCUGAGCCCCUGAAGGAAAGCAUGGGACGCAAUGCGGACUCCGCCGAACGGAAACUAGAACUUAUGUUCAGGAAAUACCUACGGAGCCUUGUUGAGCAGUGUCAGGCUCCCAUCGCUCUGAAGUAUGUCCCAUGCGGACUGGCCGACUCUGGCAGGGAGCUGAUGUUGUCGCCUGCCGCCAAAGACAAACAUGACGCAGAUGUUGACGAAAUGGAGUUCAAAGUCUUGACGCCAGUUUUCUACACAAGAUUUGUGUUCUACGCGCACGACCUUGAGGCGCUCUUCUCCGAACUGCGCGAAAGCUGCACAAUCUGGGUCUCACGCCCAGACCUCCUCCCAAAGAUACUAUUCAAGAAGCCUGCACCAGUGCUGGAGGCGAGGAACCCCAUGGAUUUUGUCUAUUACGAGGCCAUUAGGUAUAUGCGUCGACGACCGGACGCAAUUGUGCGACCACUGACAUCUAGCCAACCCCUGCAACAAGCCUCGCCAACUACUGCGGUGGAUAUCCGCGAUUUCCGGAUCUCGUCUAUGGACGCCUUUAUGCUACAGCAAGAGGAUGCGGACAUGCGCAAGCGGUACAGCAGUCUGGUUUUCAAAAUACUCGUGGCCGACAGACUGGCCUUCGGAAAUCUCCUGCUUGUUGACACGGCUCUGAUCGUGCUAAGGACGUGGCUGGCCUGGACCGUGACCUUUGCGUGUGAGGGCAAGACACGCAUGUUUGGGCUCGCCGCGGCCCUGUGGGCCUGUGGGUAUGAAUAG
Messenger RNA from Diaporthe citri, 1878 nucleotides. RefSeq lists its product as uncharacterized. NCBI's taxonomy places the organism in Eukaryota, Fungi, Ascomycota, Sordariomycetes, Diaporthales, Diaporthaceae. The transcript has 2 exons. The record is from RefSeq and is a predicted model, not a curated record. The coding region runs from base 1 to 1878 and encodes 625 amino acids.